AUGGCAGAGAGGACUGCGUUUGCAAUAUGGAAGUAUGCACAUUAUUUUCAAUUUGUCAACGAAAAGGAAAAGAACAUAACGGUAAAAUGCACACUCUGCGCUGGUGAAAAGCUUCUGUCGACCGCCAAAAAUUCUACCUCAAAUUUAAAAAAGCAUCUCGCAUCCAAACACCAAUCUAGCACUCUGGUAGCAAAGCCUGCUGCUGCUGAGGAGGACGACGGCGGUGCACCAGCUCCAAAGCAACAGCGUUUGAGUUUUAACUCCGCUAAAACAGUCCCCAUCAGUGAAGUUUACAAACUUGUGGCCGGUUAUGUAGUUGAGGAGAUGCUUCCAAUUACAACUGUGGAGUCUCCAUCUUUCCGUAGAUUGAUCAGCAAAAUCCCAACUACACGCAACACAGAGGGAACAGUGCCCGACCGCAAAACAUUUGCAAGUUAUCUGGACAAAUCCUACACAGACAUGGAGAAAGAACUGAAAAAAACGUUUGAAGAACUGGAAUUUGUUUCUACCACGGCAGAUUUGUGGACAGCUAAUAAUAAGAGCUACAUGGGAAUGACGGCACACUGGAUACAUCCAUCCACUCUGAAGCGGGGGAAAGCUGCAAUCGCAUGUAGGCGGGUGAGAGGACGGCACACGCAUGAUGUAGUUGCAGGGGAGAUCGAACAAAUUCAUACGUCAUAUGGCCUUGGUGGGAAAGUGAUAGCCACGGUCACUGACAAUGGAUCUAAUUUCGUUAAGGCGUUCCAGGUGUUUCACAAAACGGCCUCGGACUCAGAGGAUGAAGAAGAUCGGAGUGAAAGUGUCACUUUCGAGGAUAUAAACGAUGUGCUGUCAAGCUCUGAUGGUGAUGGCAUGAUCAGUCUCCCUCCUCACCACAGAUGCGCGUCUCAUAUGCUUAAUCUGAUAUCCACCACAGACAUAGAAAAAUGGCUGUCUUCCAACAGUGACACAAGAUCAGUAUACAGGAGUGCUAUUGCAAAAUGUUCGGCACUCUGGACCAAAGCGAGCAGAUCAGCAUAUGCAUCAGAAACUGUGGAAAAAUUCAGCAGGAGAAAGCUGCUGGUUCCCACAAUGACCAGAUGGAAUUCUUUUUAUAAGGCUUUGUGCAGGGUCAUGGACAUCCCCAUCACUGACCUGCACAACUUAUGCACCCAGCUGGGCAUCAGGUGCAUUACUGACAGGGAGUACCAGUUUAUUAAAGAGUACUGCGUGAUUCUCAAACCGCUGGCCAUGGCCCUAGAUAUUCUUCAAGGGGAGGAAAACUGUUUUUAUGGAACUAUCCUGCCGACACUGGAAGCCCUGAUGGCAAAAACGAUGGAUUUAAAAGACACUCUCUCCCGGAUGACAUCUGGCCUGCCUGAUGUUAUAGUUGAGGCCAUAAAGACACGCUUUGCAUCCACGCUGGACAGCAAGGAGGCCCUGCUGGCUGCAGUGACCAUUCCUAAAUUCAAACUGCGCUGGAUAAAAGAUGAAACUAGAAAAGACGCCGCCAAGGUGCUGCUUGCUGCCGAGUGCCGUGCGCUGGGGCAUCCGCAGCUUGAGGAACUGCCACCUGCACCCGUCAGCGGAGGAGACGCCGUCGAGACCGACUUUUUUUCAUUUACAGAGGACAGACAGGUCUCAGAGACGUUGGACACUGAAAUUGCUGAGUAUUUUAAGUCAGGUGUCGAAAUCGAUAUGUUGAACAAGUUCCCCAGGAUCAAGACAGUGUUUCUGCGCUUCAAUACCCCACCACCCUCCAGCGCACCCGUGGAGAGGCUUUUCAGCCUCUGGAGUCUCGUUCUUACUCCCAGGAGAAAUCGACUGUCGGACAAACGGUUCGAAAAUCUGCUUCUGCUACGUUUUAAUCACUACUUUGAAGAGUAA
Messenger RNA from Paramisgurnus dabryanus, 1866 nucleotides. RefSeq lists its product as uncharacterized. Gene Ontology annotation, molecular function: DNA binding. Lineage: Eukaryota; Metazoa; Chordata; Actinopteri; Cypriniformes; Cobitidae. The record is from RefSeq and is a predicted model, not a curated record.